Molecule: messenger RNA, 1698 nt
Organism: Orycteropus afer afer
Lineage: Eukaryota; Metazoa; Chordata; Mammalia; Tubulidentata; Orycteropodidae
Gene: SOWAHA
Product: sosondowah ankyrin repeat domain family member A
Exons: 1
Coding region: 1-1698 (565 amino acids)
Molecular function (GO): protein binding
Source: RefSeq, a predicted model, not a curated record
AUGGCAUUAGCCGCGGCCGCAGCCGCUGCGGCCGCCGGGGUGAGCCAGGCAGCGGUGCUGGGCUUUCUGCAGGAGCAGGGCGGGAAGGUGCGCAACUCAGAGCUGCUGAGUCGCUUCAAGCCGCUGCUGGAUGCAGGCGACCCUCGCGGCCGCGCCGCCCGCAGGGACCGUUUCAAACAGUUCGUCAACGAUGUGGCUGUAGUGAAGGAGCUCGACGGCGUCAAGUUCGUGGUGCUGAGGAAAAAGCCGCGGACCCCUGAGGGGCCGCAGCCCCUGCCCUCCUGCGCCCCCAGCGUUCCCGCCCCAGAUGUCACUUCCGUCUCCCUGGGGGCAACCACUGGUCUGAGGGCUCCAUCACUGGCAUUGCCCCAACGGUCGGAGGAAUCACCGGAGGACGUGGUCCCCCCAUCAGAGCCACAAGAUGUCCCCGAGUCUCGGACCUCUGAGCCACUUGAGCCAAGUGGAGAGCUGGGGAGCUUAGGCUCGGCUCACCAGUCAAAGGGACCCUCUGACGUCCGGGUUCCAUCCUCUGAACUGGUCCAGUCUUCCGAGGGACCGUCCGCAGAGGUGACUCAACCACCUAGGGCACAGUCCGAGGCGGCCUCGCCCCCCACAGAGCCUCCAGACCAGGAACCUGGGCCGGGGACGGUCAAAGGACUGCUGCCACCGGCUCCGCGGGCGCCGCCCCCGAAGCCCUGCAUGCUGCCGGUGCGCUGCGUCCCGGGCCCCGCUGCGCUCCGAAUCCGGGCGGAGGAGCAGGGCCUUCGCCGGCAGCUGUCUGAGGAGCCGAGCCCACGGGACUCCCCGCUAUUGUUGCGUCGGCUUUCGGUGGAGGAGUCCAGCCUGGGCCUUAGCCUGGUCCCAGGACGCUCCCCGCACCUAAGGCGCCUUUCGCGCCCAAGCCCGCGCCUGCUGAGCCCAGACAACGAGGAGGUGCCUGCAGCGCCGCCGCCCUCCGCCCUACCCCUGGAGCCAGAGGAGCACGAGUGGCUGGUGCGGGCGGCCGGUGGCCGCUGGACUCACCAGUUACACGGGCUGCUGCUGCGCGACCGCAGCCUGGCAGCCAAACGCGAUUUCAUGUCGGGCUUCACUGCCCUACACUGGGCGGCCAAGAGCGGCGACCGUGAGAUGGCGUUGCAGCUGGUGGAAGUCGCGCGGCGCGGAGGUGCACCGGUCGACGUGAAUGCGCGUUCGCAUGGUGGUUACACACCACUGCACCUGGCCGCGCUGCACGGCCACGAGGACGCCGUGGUGCUGUUGGUGGUUCGCCUGGGUGCGCAGGUGCACGUGCGCGACCACAGCGGGAGGCGCGCCUACCAAUACCUGCGGCCUGGUUCCUCCUACGCGAUUCGCCGCCUACUCGGCGACCCGGGCCUCAGCGGCGCGACAGAGCCUGAUGACAGCGGGAGUGGUGGCGGCAGCCUUGCGGCCCGGCGCCCGGUGCAGGUGGCCGCCACCAUCCUCAGCUCCACCACUAGCGCAUUUCUGGGCGUGCUGGCCGACGACCUGAUACUCCAGGACCUGGCUCGCGGCUUGAGGAAGUCGGCCUCUGUCAGCAAGUUGUUGGGCACCUCGCCCAUGGCUCCACGCAAGAAGACCAAGACCCGCAGCGGCCUUCCGUCCUUUUCAGAAGUCACUCGUCGACCCAUUCCAGGGCCAUUAGCCGGGUUAGUACCCAGCUUGCCCCCCACAACCUGA